CGCAGGAGUGGGGGACACACAACCACACAAGUGUAUUUUGGUUGGUGUUGUUUUUCCAAUUAAUUAAUUCUAUUAACAAAAUUUCCCGUCGUCAAAAAAAAAAAAUGUAAAACAAAGUGAACCUUGUUCCAGUGCUAAAAUGCGGCAAACAAAUUGUUAACGAGUAAUAUUGGAAAAUGGAAAAAAUCGCCUGUAGAAACUGGAGAGUGCACCUUAUAUUAUUUCGAAAAUUCAAAGAUUGUAUUGCAAUUUUAGGUUUCUAAAUGCAACAUAAAUCUUUGUAUAGUAUCAUUGAUUGAUAAGGGAAAUGCAAAUAACAUUAAGGGAGAAGCCUGAAAGGAUAGGUUUGGGGCCCUCCAAUGGGAAAUUGCUUGAACUGCUGCAAGGCGCCAGAACAUUCGGCCCCAGAUUCUGCAGCUCAGAAUUGUAACAAAGAAGAAAUGCCGGAGGCCCGACUUUAUCCAGCUCCAAGCCAUGCUCCUGCAUCCUCAGCGCCACUUGAAACACUUUUGAGUAACGGAAACCAUCUUGGUACACCACCCACAGAGGGCGUCCCUGCUACUACCAUCAGUCGCUUCUAUCCACCAAGCAGAAGAACCACCACAAGAUCGGCACCUGCCAUGGGUUCAGGUGACAGUAAACCUUCUGAUUUAAAGCUUAACAUUCUCUUUGAUCACUACAAAGACGAAAACGACGAGUGCAUCUUGGCAGAAGGUAUAGAUCAGUUUUGUAAGGACCUGAACAUCCCUCCAGACGACUUCAAAAUCCUGAUACUCGCUUGGAAAUUAAACGCCGCCCAAAUGUGCAGAUUCACCCGAUCGGAAUUCGUAAACGGACUGAAGUCUAUUAAAUGCGACUCCGUUAAAGCCAUACAAAAUAGACUGCCGGAAUUAGUGCAAGAACUAGAACAAAAUGACGAAUUAUAUAAGGACUUAUAUAGGUUUGCGUUUAAAUUCGGCCUCGACGUACAAUCGGGUCAGAGAAUAUUGCCUACUAGCAUGGCGACGAUUUUAUGGAAACUUGUGUUCACUGUCAGGGAACCUCCCAUACUGAAAAGAUGGCUGAAUUUUCUAGAAACUCACCCCAUGAUUAGGGGUGUACCCAAAGACACUUGGAAUAUGUUUUUGAAUUUUGCAGAUCACGUCGGCAAUGACCUGAGUUGCUACGAUGACAAUGAGGCUUGGCCGAGUUUGUUUGACGAUUUUGUAGAAUACGAAAACGACCAAGCCAAUCAGAAUAUAUCGAAGGACAAAGAAUUGGAAUGUGAUGAUUUUUAUAUUAAUUGAUUGAGUUUUGUGUUCUUCCGGAGGUGAAUCAAAUUUUGAGAUUAUUACAAGACGUGGUUCAUGAUGAACUUAUUAUUUAUGUGAUUGUGAUAUAUUUUUGGCUUUUCCCUCCUUUUCGAAUUGGUGUCGAGUGCUAUUUUGCCUAAAAUAAAAGUAUUGUAAAAAAAUCGUGAUUUAACCUUUGGGUGUUUUGAAAGUCUGGUGGUUGUACAAAAAUAUAUAUUAAAUGUACGCUUAUUGACGAUGGAUAUUUAUAUGAUUUCUCUUAUAAAUAUUCAUUGCUAAGCCAUAACGACUAUUAUACUUAUUAUAACGAAAAAAAAAGGGUUUAUCAAAAAGUUGUCCUAAUAUGUUUGUCCAAAAAGAAAAAUUGUCUAUUGUAUAUUGUUCCGAAUGUAUCCAUGCAUUUAGUAUUACAUAAGAAACUCAAUCAAUAGAGCUCUUUUUCUAUAAAGCUGAUUUCUAUUUUGGUUAUCAAUUCAUCAGUGGAGUUUGAUAGUUUUUGUCCAUAUUAUUCCCAUUAUAGAUUUCUGCAAACAACUUUUGUUAUGAUAAUUUUUCAAAUUUGAUCAAUAGAAACAGUUUAUUAUUAAUAAUAGUACAAUUGAGUUUCUGCUGUAUUCAAAAAUGAAUCAAAAGUGGUUAGUGCAAUGAUCAUGAACAUCACUAAACACUGCUCAAAAUAUACUGUUAACGCUAACCAUAUAUUUUUUUUUAAUCAAAACACUUACUUUAUGUGUGUAUUAUUAAGAUUUUGGCAAAUGAAGAAGCAAUUUUAUAAUUUCAAUUCGCUAGCGGCAAUUUUAGUUAGUAAAUUAUUGUUUUAUAAUUUUUACGCUGUCUCUGUAACGUGUAACGCGUUUCAGGGCUUUUUGAAUAUAAUUUUUAGGGAAUUUUUGUUAGUUUUGGGAUUGUAGAAAGGUGGACUAAGUUUCUACAAGUCAAAAAUUAUUUGCGUUAAAGGCGAAAAGUGAUACAAUGAAACGUGCAAGUAAUUUCCUCUUCUGUUUGUUUUUGUUUGACUUAAAUUACUAAUUUGUGCUUACGGAAUCGUGUAUUUUUACAAUUAGCAAACUUUGUUUGAGACAAAAUUAUUUUUUUAACAAACCUUGUAGUAUGUACUUAAUUUUUAAUGUUGAAUGAAAUACAUGGUUCAUUUGGCACAAAAAAAAAAUUGAUUCGCAGUGUUAAAUGACUGUGAAUUGUUGGUUUUAACAAUUUAGAAGCAUUUCGGUUAUGCCUAGCUCCUUCUUUUGUGUGAUAUAUAAUUAUAUAUUAUUUAUAUUUUAAUAAAUGAU
Messenger RNA from Ceutorhynchus assimilis (cabbage seed weevil), 2584 nucleotides. NCBI's taxonomy places the organism in Eukaryota, Metazoa, Arthropoda, Insecta, Coleoptera, Curculionidae. The record is from the annotation of a GenBank genome assembly.